UUAUUUCGAGUAAUCCGCCAUCUUUAAUGGUAAAUACGCAUCUCAUCGUUUCCUGUGUGACUUCCUUGGAUGUUUAACUCAUUUCCCGCGCACUUUGCACGUCGCCCCUUCACUCUGCACGAGAUCCACCUUUCCUCUGUCUUCUAGAUUUAGAAGCAGGUGCUUUGCAAGCCUAGGCUGCGAGGAAUAACCCUCGGAAUCACCAUGCCGGUCCGAAAACAAGAUGCUCAUCGGGCCCUGGAGUUAUUAGAGGACUACCACUCCAGGCUAACACAGACACAGGACAAGCAGCUAAAGAUAGCGAUAGAACGGGUCAUCCGGAUCUUCAAGAGCAAGCUCUUCCAGGCCCUACUGGACAUACAGGAAUUCUAUGAGUGCACUCUCCUAGACGACAGUAAAUCUACACAACAGAAGACAUUGGAGACCCUACAGAUAGCCAGCAAGUGGGAGAGGGAACCCCCCAUCACCAGUGUAGUACAGCCCAAAAUAGAGAAAUCUGUUGCACCAGUGGAUGAAGAGUUGCCUCCCCCUCCCCCAGAACUCAGAAAUGACACCAACAGCAAACCUCACGUCAUUGGUCCAUACGAAGAUAAUUUACCUCCACCACCCCAAGGAUCCGAAGGAGGAGAGUCAGAUUAUAUGAAUGGGGAACCUGAGUGGGAGUAUGAAACCAUUCCUCUGGAGAGGGGUAAUACGGGGUUGGGGUUCAGCAUUGCGGGAGGGGCAGACAAUCCUCACAUGGGAGACGACCCCAGUAUCUUCAUCACGAAGAUCAUCCCUGGAGGAGCAGCGGCCGAGGACGGAAGACUGAAAAUCAAUGACAUUAUUGUGAAAGUGAAUGAAGUAGAUGUAUCAGAAGCUACACAUUCAGAGGCUGUAGAUGCUCUCAAACAGGCCGGCACACGAGUUGUUCUGCAUGUGAAGAGAUUAAAAGCCCCUACAGAGAAUGUUCAGGAGAUACAGCUAAUCAAAUCAAACAAGGGCCUGGGGUUCAGUAUAGCGGGGGGCAUCGGAAAUCAACACAUUCCAGGUGACAAUGGGAUAUUUGUUACCAAAAUCAUUGAGGGAGGGGCGGCAGAGCAGGACGGCAGGCUGGCUGUGGGGGACAGGCUCAUCGCAGUGAAUGACACAAACCUGGACAAUGUGACACAUGAAGAAGCCGUGGCAGCGCUGAAGGCGACACAGGAAGUGGUCAACCUGACCAUCGCCAAACCGUCUUAUGUACCAGACAACGUCAGUCAGGACCAGGCCACACCACCAUAUAGACACACAAAUGUAUCACACCACUCAGAAAACACCUACGCCAAUGAAGACCCUGGAAGUUACGGAAUGUUGAAGCAAAAAGGACAGCGGAAAGACCCUUAUUUCUAUGAUCCUCACAUUAGCAGGGAUCCAAGAAAGAUUGUCCUAAAGAAGGGGUCGACUGGUCUGGGCUUCAACAUUGUGGGAGGAGAGAAUGGCGAGGGGAUAUUUGUCUCCUUCAUCCUGGCGGGGGCCCCGGCCGACCUCAGCGGGGAGUUACGGAGGGGCGACCAAAUCUUGUCGGUGAAUGGGAAGGAUUUAGUAAUGGCCACACAUGAAGAGGCAGCGGGUGCCCUGAAGAUGGCCGGGGACACAGUGGAACUGGUAGUACAGUACCGACCUGACGAGUACAACAGAUUUGAGGCCAAAAUUCAGGAUUUGCGGGAACAGAUGAUGAACACCAGUACAGGCAGUUUACGCACCACUCAGAAAAGGACACUUUAUGUCAGAGCGUUGUUUGAUUAUGAACCAACAAAAGACAGUGGUUUACCCAGUAAAGGCCUGGCCUUUAAGUAUGGUGAUAUUCUCCAUGUAACCAAUGCUAGUGAUGACGAGUGGUGGCAGGCCCGCUAUGUGACCCCCGACGGGGAGGAGGAAGGAAUGGGGAUCAUUCCAAGUAAACGACGGGUAGACAGAAAAGAAAGAGCACGGUUAAAGAACGUUAAAUUUACAGGCAAAACAAGUGAAAAGACAAAUGGCAAUGUGCAACAUGUCAAUUCAAAUGAGAAGAAAAAGAAGAAUUUUUCAUUUUCCAAACAUUUCCCAUUUAUGAAGAGCAAGGACCAUGCGGUUGGCGAGGACAUCAGUGCUGACGAACGUGGCGCUGACAGUGAGGCCAGCUAUCGUGGAGAUGAACCUAUUCUGUCAUACGAGGCUGUAGUGCAGCAGGAGUUGAAAUACACCAGACCUGUCAUCAUUCUGGGGCCACUAAAGGACAGAAUCAACGAUGACCUCAUCUCAGAAUUCCCAGACAAAUUCGGCAGUUGUGUUCCACAUACGACACGAGCACGGCGCGAGUACGAAGUGGACGGCCGAGAUUACCAUUUUGUAGACUCACGGGAACAAAUGGAGCGUGACAUCCAAAAUCACCUGUUUAUUGAAGCAGGACAGUAUAAUGAGAACCUCUAUGGAACCAGUGUAGCGUCAGUGAAAGAGGUGGCAGAAAAGGGGAAGCACUGUAUCCUGGAUGUGAGUGGGAAUGCCAUAAAGAGACUACAGGUGGCUGGACUGUAUCCAGUAGCCAUCCUUAUCAAACCCAAGUCCAUAGAAUCCAUAAUGGAUAUGAACAAGAGAAUAACAGAAGAACAAGCCAGAUUAACCUAUGAAAGAACCAUGAAACUGGAACAAGAAUUCGGGGAAUACUUUACUGCUGUUGUUCAAGGUGAUACGGCAAAUGAGAUCUAUGCAAAGGUUAAGGAAGUGAUCCGCGACCAGUCAGGGCCCACUAUCUGGGUACCAGCCAAGGAAAAGUUAUGAGCAGGGGGUCAGAGGUCGUGUGGUUACUGAAGCAGAUCAACCUUUGUUCAGUGAUCCAUAAACUGCCAAUGAACUUUGACAUUCUUACCAAAUCAUGUGUGAUGCAGGCCAAGGGAAACUAAUCUACAAACCUGGGCGGGCAAUAGUUUUAUUUAUUGAAGUUUAUGGUGUUUUUUUUACUGUAAUUUAUCAUUUUUCAUCUUCGAUCAUGCAUUUUGACAGUAUGAGUUCUUUUGUUGUAGAUUAGAAUUUUCAAGGUUUUGAUUGAUGGAAGAUUGUUAGAGAAAGCUGAAUGUCUUUUAAGAGUUUAUUUGACAAAUAGAGACAAAAAUCAAAGUUUUAAGGGAUUUAACAACCUAGGUAGUAAAGUGAUCUGAAUAUUCAGGUAUAUAAAGAAAAUAAUUGGAGAAUUUAACCAAGUUGAAUUAAUAAUGAUGACAGUAAAAUAUUGCCUAUUGUGAUAAAUUUGUAUAUAUAAAUGGAAAGAAUAAUACAUAAGAUUGGAGAAUUUUUAGAAAUGUAAUAUAUGAAAUAAUUUUACGGUGAAGAUUUUCAUGUUAAUCAUGUUGAUUAAUAAGAUAUUUUAAUUAUUCCAUUUUAUGUAUAUUGUAGUACAGGUUUAUGAUACAGCCAAUGUAUUCCUUUUGCUUCUAGUUAAAAGUUGUGCAUUAUACAGCUAUUUUCUAAAAUGCACUUUUCUGUAACUGAAUGAAUAAAUGAAAGGUUAUUGAAUCAACAUUCCUAAGUAUUCCAAGUUUAAGUGACAUACUCUAUACGAAGAACUGUUUUAUUAUAUACAAAAAACACUUUGACAGACUUGUUAAUUUGAAAUAUUACAACUGCAUUGAUGUGCAAGUUGUUUGGAAGACAAUGUAAGUGCUGAUUUCCUUUUUAUUGUACAUACAAAAAAGCCAAGCUUUAAAUUCUUUCCUGAGAAAUCUAGUUAUUUUGCAUAUAAUGGGCAUUGAAUGUCUGUGUCGUUAGACAGCUCUAGGUUUGUGUUGCACGGUUUGCCUACCUCGCCCGCCUCUGUACCAACUGAUAUUUUACUUAUCUAUCAACAGCCAAGGACCAUGUUAGUUUUUAUCAAUCAAAUACUGAAGUCCCACUUGUAACAGAAGGAAAAAAUUUACAGUAUUUCAUGACAACAUUGUUUAGAGCUGAAAAUUUUUAGUGUAAGCAAUUUUUUUUUUAAGCUUCUUUGUACAUUGUCUUUGUUGAAGUUUUUGGGAGAUUUUUUUGUCUUGCCAAUACUGAUUAGGAUCUGUCUGUAUUGUGACGACUUCAUUCAUGAUUCUGGGAGAGAUUGUGAUAUUCUACAAGUGUGUCUGAUUAGGAUGACAGUCAUUAUAACACAAACCUUUGCCAUUUUCUCUUUACAUUUUUUGUGCAUUCAAACUCACUGUUCAAUAUCCAUGGCCUCAUUACUAACCAUUCUGAUUCACAUUUAGGUGUAGAUUUAUUUCUCAAUUUUUCAAUACCAAUUGCCAUAUUUCUCCAAAUAUGUUACAAAAAUUGCGAUGUUAUGUAAUAUAUGCUGUUUGAAAUGUUAUAUAGCAGGUAUAUGGAUUUUUGAUUGUAGAAAUUAAUUUUAACAAUAUGAAAGGCUGUUUUUAUAAUUAAAGGUUUUACCAGACACAAAGGAAAUGAAAUUGUCAGCUACACAGAAAUGUGUCUUAGUGCAUAAGAAUGUUCAGAUAUAACUCAUGUACAUGGAUUUUUAUGCUAAAUAAGAAAUGUAUAACUUAUUCACAGGAAAUUUCAGAUACUUUAAUAGAAAAUAUUUUUGAAUUUAAAGAACAAAAUAGAAUGAACAGGUUGUUAAGUAUAUGUGAUAUCAUUCAGGUUUUCUUCCCAAACUUCUUUUAUAUCAUUUGAUUACAAAUGGCAGUGUGAAUUUUCAGUGUUUGAAAACAAGUCUUGCUUGCUUCCAUUGUGCAUGUACAUAAUAGGAAAAUGCUUUUCAUUUGAUAUGCUGAUUUAAUUCAGGAGUCAUUUACCAAGAAAAAUAGUAUAUCAUUAAUAUAAAUUAAUAAAAUUAUUGUUGAAAUCUCCAA
Messenger RNA from Saccostrea cuccullata (small rock oyster), 4835 nucleotides. RefSeq names its product disks large 1 tumor suppressor protein-like. The transcript is spliced from 26 exons. Gene Ontology annotation, biological process: embryo development; chemical synaptic transmission; receptor clustering. The record is from RefSeq and is a predicted model, not a curated record. NCBI's taxonomy places the organism in Eukaryota, Metazoa, Mollusca, Bivalvia, Ostreida, Ostreidae. Gene Ontology annotation, cellular component: neuromuscular junction; basolateral plasma membrane; neuron projection. The coding region runs from base 205 to 2778 and encodes 857 amino acids. Gene Ontology annotation, molecular function: kinase binding.